GCGGGCGUGGCCCAGUUCUUUGACAUCUGCUUUGUGCACAAGGACCCGGGCAUUGACAAACUGAAUGUCGACAAGUUCCUCCCCUACGACGACGACGCCCUCCAGGAGUCGACGCGGCUCUUCUUCAAGGUGGGCCAGAUCGUGGUGGAGCCCCUGUGGCUCUACGGAACAGACACCUGGGUCAUGAGCCGGCCCAACAUCAUCCGCCUGGGCCCACCCGACCUCACGAAGACCAGCAACCUCCAUGGUAGUCUGAUGGCGGGCUACCUCCCCAAUGGGACGAAUGCCAUGGGGCCCAUGAUCAAGGUCAUUCUGGAAGAUGCGACCACCGGAGACAUUGACGCUUACGGCUGCUUCGGAUUCAUUCCGAACGAGGCCACCGUGGCCGGCCUCUUUUGUGUCAACCGCUCCUGGUGCACCCCUCGCGCCAGCAAAGUGAACGAGGAGCUGAUCCUGGACGGUGGCAACCCGGCUCACCGGAUCACUGUGCUGAAGGCGGGCGUGACCUCCGUGUGCUACUGUGAGUCCUGGCCGUUGGACGAUGCUCGCUGCACCAGGCAGGAGGACUGGAUCCUCGUCGGGAAGUUCCUCGUCUCUGGGCCCUUGGGCAACCAGGAGUGGACGCUGGAUACCGGAAUGGUGCAGAGCAUUGAGGUGGAGGGCUGGGGCCUGCGAGAGACGAACACCGUGCGCAUCCUGGAGAAGGGCCAGACGUGCCGCGACACUGGCUUCGAAGUGGUGGCGCAGCACGUUCUGUGGUGUUCACCGACGAACAAGGGCAUCUGCGUCCGGCAUGGGCCGGGCAACAACGCGACGUCCAUCUUCGACCUCCCUGGCAUCCUCUGGCGGUACAACUCCACGGACCCUCCUGCGUACAUCUUCGACAUCGAGGCUGCCGAUGACCCGCGUGGAGGCACCUUCUUGCACUUUCCCGUCGUGCCGGUCAUCAGGCAGUUUGACAUGAUCGUGAUCGAGGACAACAUUGUUCCUAGGGCAGACCACUGGGUCCGACAGCGUGACCUCUCGCGAAUCAUCCGGGGGCAGGACGUAGGCCACCGCAUCGUGGAGAUGCUCAACGCCGACCGCACUCUGCGCAUCGACAUGGUCCUGGAUCCUUUCCCGAUCCUGGACUUCAACCCUCCCCAGGAGGGAAGGUGGUAUCGGAACAACAAGAUCAAGGCAGGUGGUGGGUAG
This is a messenger RNA of Symbiodinium natans, 1194 nucleotides long. NCBI's taxonomy places the organism in Eukaryota, Dinophyceae, Suessiales, Symbiodiniaceae. The record is from the annotation of a GenBank genome assembly.